CUUGUCUGAGAGCGCACGCGGGAAUGUUUCAGCGCUUACUCAGCACUGCUCGAGCCUGUACGCAGGAGGAAUGAAGGGGAUCGGCGGUGGUGAAAGACAAUUUAAUAUUUAAGCGGAAGGUGUAAAGGCCAUUCUUCAGAGGCGCCUCUGUGUCGUGUUUUUACAAGAUGGUGAAUCAGGAAAGUCUGUGUUGUAUUUAAUGUGAUCACAGCAUCAUCUACUGGUAGAAAUAAGUCACGUCGCCUUACACCAAUGCGGAGUCUUUGUUUUGUCCCUCUUGCUCGCCAUAGUUGUUAUAAUCCAAAAUGGCAGCAUCCUUGAGGACGUUUUGUACCGCAGUGUCUAGGAAGUCUGUACGCCCAUUUUCAUCGACGUGUGUGACCCAUGCAGGAAAGAAGUGGAGACUGGAAAAUGGUUUAGCACGUAGUGGAUCGGAGUAUGGACCAUUAACAGAUCUACCUGACUGGUCGUUUGCAGAUGGAAGGCCUGCACCUCCACUAAAAGGACAGAUCCGCAGACAAAAGCAAAGAGAGGAGUUUGCUAGAAGAGCAGUGUAUCUCAAUGCAGAGGUGGAUGAAGGGAUGAAGCAAUGGCAUGAAAGGAAGGAAGUGGAGAAACAGAAAGAAGAGCAUGUGAAAUCAUUAUUGCUGAAACCUAAAGGAAAUGUAUUAUUAAAGAACAAAAAAUAAAGAUACUUGGGGGACAAAAAA
Ctenopharyngodon idella (grass carp) is the source of this 710-nucleotide messenger RNA. RefSeq names its product mitochondrial ribosomal protein L52 (gene mrpl52). Gene Ontology annotation, molecular function: structural constituent of ribosome. The transcript is spliced from 6 exons. Lineage: Eukaryota; Metazoa; Chordata; Actinopteri; Cypriniformes; Xenocyprididae. Gene Ontology annotation, cellular component: mitochondrial large ribosomal subunit. The record is from RefSeq and is a predicted model, not a curated record. Bases 306 to 689 code for a protein of 127 amino acids. Gene Ontology annotation, biological process: mitochondrial translation.